Messenger RNA from Lactuca saligna, 1179 nucleotides. The record is from the annotation of a GenBank genome assembly. Lineage: Eukaryota; Viridiplantae; Streptophyta; Magnoliopsida; Asterales; Asteraceae.
AUGGGACGAGCGAAAGUACACAUGGAACCCAUCAACAACAACAAGAAGCGCAAAGUGACAUUCCACAGACGUAAAAAUUGCCUUAUCAAGAAGGCUCUUGAACUCACAACCCUCUGCGAUGUCAAAGUCUCCAUGAUCAUCCGCACCGAUCAACAAGAACCAGAAAUCUUCCCUCCUGAUCCCCGUCAAGUUAAAGGUUUGAUUGAUCUUUACAAACGGCAGAAAAGUAUGGAUCCUGGGAAGAUUCGGUAUUUCAGUUUAUCAGAUUUUUUCAACGGGAGAAAGAUAGAUAUUGAACAAGAACCUGCUAAGGAAAAAAAGAAGAACAUGGAAGCAAAGUACCCGACGUGGUUUGAGUUCUUGAACAAUUCCUCCGGAGUGCAGUUAAUGGAAUUCGCUUUUGGGUUGGAAGCCAAAAUCGAUAUUGUUAAAAGAAAGAUUGAGUCUCUCAAGGCUGACAAGAUAAAGAAUCUUGAUCAUCACGUUAACUACCCUGGAACCCUUCUUGAUGUUCAUAGUUCUUUCGUUACACCAUCGAUAAACCCUAGCCCUUUGCCAAUGAACUACAAUCAUCCUGUCUUUGAUCCUUCACAUUUGUUUACUGAUCAGAUUAACUUUAACAUGCAUCCAACAAGCCCCAAUUCAGAAAUACUGAAGUUGCUUAUGAACGACAAUGAUGACUGCUACGAUAAUGAGAAUUUCGGACUACAACCUGAAUUACCAACGAUGAUCCCAAUGAAUUACAACGAUCCUGUAUUUGCUGAUCAAAAUAGUUUCAACAUGCAAUCAGAAAACCCUAUUUCAGAAACGUUGAAGUUGGUGUCGAGAGAGAAUGAUGAUUUCUCUCAUUAUGAGAAUUUCAGCCUCCAACCUGAACCACAAACGAUGAUCCCAAUGGGUUACAAUGAUCUUGUAUUUUCUGAUCAAAAUAGUAUUCACAUGCAAUCAGAAAACCCUAAUUUAGAAACAUUGAACUUGGUGACGAGGGAGAACGAUGACUGCUAUGAUUAUGAAAAUUUCAGCCUUACGCCUGAAACAUCAACGUUUGGGCUUCCAUUUGAGACACCUAAAUGGCCGUCAUUUAUGCACAUGAAUCCAGUCUCAACGUAUGAGUCUUCUUCCCAAAUUACGGAGUACAGCGCAGGAGCAGAUGGUAAUGAUUAUCAUUACAUAGUUUAA